UUCACACUAAUUAAAAGGUUGCUAGCUAGUUAUUUAUCACAUUACUACCAAGCUGUUUGCUUAUUGCAGUCAGAUCAAAAGGAAUGAAUAAGGUCUAAAAGUAGCUUCGUCUCUUCAUUUCCUUCGUAAAUGCAUGUUGUGAUCUAUUAUGGCAGUUUGAAUGAGGGCAAAUGACAAAUCAUUGGCAUCGUUGGGAACGAUCGAUCGGUCCUUCUCAAACGGCCACAAAGAUCUGAGACCACUGUUUGCGUGAUAUGUAUACUGUCACUAAGAUGUUUAUCAUUGAGCAGCAUGAUUGAUCAGGUUUGGCUGGCAACACAGUAGGUAGUCGAUAGACCGUCGUCUAGAACAGCACUUUCCACAUUGUUCCCUCUCUGCCAUUUUCAUAGCCUUUAUUGUUCUUUAUUAUCAGGUUUCCGCGUUAAAGAUGCGUCGUCUCAGGGAAUCCACAAGACCAAUGCAUGACAUCAGUACUGUAUCAAUGUCGGGAUUGGUUUGACCUCCUACAUGAGGGACAGAAAACGAGCUUUGGGCACUCGUUUAGGUGCAGAGUACAAAUAUGGAGUUCCGCUUCGGAAAUGUGAUUUUCAGCUCCAAAUUCGACUCUGGUAACUUGGCUCGGGUUGAGAAGGUGGAUCGCUCCGAGUCGGAAGGCGAGGGUGCUGGAUCUGGGACUGCCGUUUCAGGGGUCCUGUCGGCAGGGCUUUGCAACCCGGACUAUGAGUUCAACGUUUGGACGAAACCUGAUUGUGCCGAGACGGAGUUCGAAAAUGGGAACAGGUCCUGGUUCUAUUUCAGUGUCCGUGGUGCAAGCCCCGGAAAGGUUAUUAAAAUCAAUGUCAUGAACAUGAACAAGCAGAGCAAGCUCUAUUCCCAGGGCAUGGCACCGUUUGUGAAGACUUUGCCUGUGAAGACCCGGUGGGAGAGGCUGCGUGAUAGGCCAGUGUUCGAGAUGGCGGAGAACCAGUUCAUUCUAUCUUUCAAUCACCGCUUUCUGGAAGUCCGUGGGACCACGACAUACUUUGCUUUCUGCUACCCAUUUUCAUACACCGAAUGCCAGGAUAUGCUACAGCAGCUGGAUCAGAAGUACAUCCACUCUAUGCACCUUAGUCCAAAUAGUCCCUUAGAUUCUGUGUAUUACCACCGGGAGCUGCUGUGCCUGUCGCUGGACGGACACCGAGUGGACCUCAUCACCGUCACCUCCUGCCACGGCAUGAUGGAGGAGAGGGAGCCCAGGCUGGACAAGCUCUUCCCAGAAAACCACACCCCUCGCCCUCACAGAUUUGCCGGGAAAAGGGUUUUUUUCCUCAGCAGCCGUGUUCACCCCGGGGAAACCCCCUCCAGCUUCGUGUUCAACGGAUUCCUCAACUUCAUCCUGAAGCAGGAGGAUCCGCGCGCUCAGACGCUGAGGAGGAUGUUUGUCUUCAAGCUCAUCCCCAUGCUCAAUCCGGACGGAGUUGUGCGUGGACACUACAGGACGGACUCCAGGGGGGUUAACCUCAACCGCCAGUACCUCAACCCCAGUUUUGAACUCCACCCCUCAAUAUACGGUGCCAAAGCUGUCAUACUGUAUCACCACCUGCACAACCGCCUGGGGCCGGACUCUCCUGGCUGCAGGACGUUCGCCUCCCCCCUCUCCUCCAACCUGCUAAGCACAAAAUCUUCCAACCAUUCCAACACCGCCUGCCUGCCCCUUCUGGAGGCCCCCCUCUCGGCCAUGGAGCGGAGCAAAAACCUGCGCAACGAGGAGGAGCACGGCGAGGGCGACCCCUUCCCGCCCCUCAACUGCUCGGCCCCCCUGGAGAUCGCCAUGCUGACGGAGGAGAACGGGCCGCCCUGGGGCCCCGAGGACCUGGAGAAGAGCGAGGCCGACUGCGAGGGGCCCUGCGACGAGAACGAGGUGCUGAAGGCGGCCACGCCCCCGGAGCUCUCCCCGCCCGCCGAGUACAUUCCCCCCCAGGAGAGCGGCGUGGCCUACUACGUGGACCUGCAUGGCCAUGCCUCAAAGCGGGGCUGCUUCAUGUAUGGGAACAGCUUGCCUGACGAAAAUGAGCAGGUGGAAAACUUGCUUUAUCCAAAGCUGAUCUCUGUGAAUUCGGCACACUUUGACUUCAUGGGCUGCAAUUUCUCUGAGAAGAACAUGUACGCCAAAGACAAGAGGGACGGGCAGUCUAAAGAGGGCAGCGGCCGCGUCGCCAUCCACAAAGCUAUCGGGCUCGUUCACAGCUAUACCCUGGAGUGUAACUACAAUACCGGGCGCUCUGUUAACACCAUUCCUCCCGCCUGCCAUGACAACGGCAGGGCGACCCCUCCCCCUCCCCCAGCCUUCCCUCCCAAAUACACACCUGAAAUCUUUGAACAGGUGGGCAGGGCUGUAGCUGUGGCAGCACUGGACAUGGCUGAGUCCAACCCCUGGCCCCGCAUCGUCCUGUCAGAACACAGCUGUCUCUCGAACCUGCGCGCCUGGAUGCUGAAGCACGUGAGGAACAGCAAAGGGACGAAUACCAACAUGAAGAGGAGCAGCUCCAAGCCCUCUCCAAAGGGGUUCGCCAUGGGCCUGACCAGCUCCGCCUCGGACAACGCCCUGAGCCGCGCCCGCAGCAACAGCAACGGCACCACCAGCGGCAGCAGCAGCAGCCAGCAGACCUCCCCGCAGCUGAAGAGCUCGCCCAGCUUCACCUUCGGCUGCAGCCAGCCACCUCGCUCCUCUGGGCCCCAGACCUCCAGCUCCGGCCUCCACAAGAGCAGCCACAGGGCCCUGGGACCAGUGCGAGAAUCAAAAAGUCAGGAGAAGAGGCGCCCUCACCACCGCUCAAUGUUACGAACAGCAGCCAGCAACCCCAGCCUCCACCAGCCCUCCCCCACCAACCCUCCUCUCUCCCCCACCUCCUCCUCCUCCUCUUCCUCGGUCUCGGCGGGACUCCCCAAACCUGCGCCCUGCCCCCAGCCCCAUUCCGGCCUGGGCCCCUGCACCAUCCCCGCCUCCUUCAGCAUGGCAGGUCUGUACACCCUCCAGCCCCCCAGCUUCUCCAAGCUCCUCCCCUCUCUCCAAGCCAUGCCCAAGGCCAACCUCCUAAACAAGGCCCUCAGCAAGAAGCUGAGCCCCCUGCUGCACCAGGGCCUGCCCCCUCUGGCCUUCCUCAAUGACAUGACCAGCUCUUUGGGCUCAGGGAGUAGCCUAGGCAGCCAGACAGGGAGAGCCGCGAAAGAGUAAACAGGGUAAGAAGGAUCCAGACAACACAGUUCUGUGAGCGGUGGUGACGAUUUACUUCAAAGUUUUGGUAAGGGGAAAAAUACUGCUAAUAGUACUAGUGUAUUUCCCUAUGUAUUUUUUGACCCCAAUUUAGCUCCGGUUUUGAACAGGGUGUCCUUAUGUGUCCAUAAGAGUUGAAUAUGGAUCACUUUUACUAAAACAUUCAUCUGGGUCUUUUUUUCCCAUUCAACACACAGGACAUUUUUUAUCUUGAUCUAUUUAUAUUGCAAAAGAGCCGUGGCACAUUGUAUCAAAGAUACGGAAGUGAACCAUUUGGCAUUUAAAUCUACCCAGGUUAGAGCCAAGGGCUUUGUUUUUCUUUGUCCCUGGGGCUGCGCGGCUGCCAGCUCUGGAGAGCUGCAGUGUAGCCGGGCUGUCGCUCAGAGAGUUCUGUUUGCCCGGUCUGGCUGGCUUUCACUCGCAGCCGUUCCAAACUACAGUACUGUAGCCAGUGUGGGAGUAUCAGAGGCCUCUAUUCAGUCUAACUGCUGUGUCCUUUGUCCUUCGUUUUGAGUGAAGAAUGU
Molecule: messenger RNA, 3777 nt
Organism: Megalops cyprinoides (Indo-Pacific tarpon)
Lineage: Eukaryota; Metazoa; Chordata; Actinopteri; Elopiformes; Megalopidae
Gene: agbl5
Product: ATP/GTP binding protein-like 5
Exons: 12
Coding region: 560-3214 (884 amino acids)
Biological process (GO): protein deglutamylation; proteolysis
Molecular function (GO): zinc ion binding; metallocarboxypeptidase activity
Source: RefSeq, a predicted model, not a curated record